ACCCAGAAGCGAACGGAAUGAAAACAAUAAUGUAGUUUAGUCUAACUUUUUCGGUUAUUUCAGAAUAAAAUUGUUUCAAAUCAUAAAAAAAUGUCGGCACAGGAGCAGAUGAGAGCUAUGCUGGAUGAGCUGAUGGGAACAUCGAGAGACGGGAGCUUUUUCUUGUGCUGUAAUCCAGUCAAAUUUGAAAGGUGAUGAAGGCCAACCUCGUGAGUUUGCAAUAGAUCUUAUUUCAUUCAUCAUGCAUAUUUCUUUAGGUUAAAUCAUAUUAUAAUGCAUAAGAAAGGUUAAUUUAUUUCUUGGAUCAAGAGGAUCAUGAUACUGUUAAAGUAAGAAAUAAACAGAAAGUUGGUUAGAAAACAUUGAACGGUAAGCAAUGUUUAGUUAAUGUUAAUGAACUAUGGAGGCCAUGAGGCUAGUUUACUUUACAGGUACAUAAUAUAGAAGAAAUUGGGGCUGGGCAUAUAAAGCAGGAUACAUCUGACAGUGGCAGUGUGUAUGUAAUGAAAUCUCUGAUGAUUCUAAAUGGCCCAUAUUUUCUUUCCUCAAACUUUGAUAGUGGUUUUUUUUUCUCUCUCUUUUCGUCAAAAUCCCUGUGUUCUGUUCUAGAGAUGAAGGCAGCUGACGAAGAAGGGGCUCUUUAAAACUGUGUGUAUUAAGAUUUUACAGGUGCAGGCUUGUGAGUAUUGUUGAUCUAUUGUUGACUCUAUGUGACUAACAAUUUUAGGCGAGAACAGCAAGUACAAGGUGAAAUUUGAUGACCCUCGGGUAUGUAAGAGUUUCCUGCUGGGAUGCUGUCCACAUGAUAUUCUAUCCAGCACGAGGAUGGAUCUAGGAGAGUGCCCUAAAAUCCAUGACUUGGCAUUGCGUGCAGACUACGAACAGGCUUCUAAGAGGAAAGAUUACUAUUAUGACAUAGACGCAAUGGAGCAUUUGUCCAGCUUUAUAGCAGAUUGUGACAGAAAAACAGAAUUGGCGAAGCGUCGUCUCAAAGAAACGCAAGAAGAGUUGAGUGAAGAGGCUAAUGGAAAAGCAGAGAUGAUUCACAAGCUUGGAGAGGAAAUGGGAACAAAACUUGCCAAAGCAGAGGAUCUUGGAGCAGAAGGGCUAGUGGUGGAAUCAUUGCAGCUCAUGGAAGAAGUGGAGAACCUGAAGAAGCAAAAGGCUGCAGCUGAGCAGGAGUAUAGAAAUUCCAUGCCAGCAUCCAGUUACCAACAGCAAAAGUUGCGAGUUUGUGAAGUUUGCUCAGCUUAUCUUGGAAUACAUGACAAUGAUCGUCGUCUUGCUGAUCAUUUUGGAGGAAAACUUCAUCUUGGUUUCAUUACAAUCAGAGAAAAACUGGAGGAACUAAAGAAAAGUAUUGCUGAUAGAAGAAUGCAAAGAGAAAAGGAACGAGAGGAACAGAAGCUUAAGCGUGCAGAAAGAGAAAAAGCAGAGGAGGAGGCUAGAGUAAGUCAAGCACGAAGUAGGAGCCGCAGUCGAAAAAGAACUAGGAGUCGCAGCAGAGAUAGAAAGCGAAGAUCUCGCAGCAGAAGCAGAAGAAGAUCCAGAUCUAGAUCCCGAAAUCGUCAUGCUAGAAAGAGAUCCAAAAGAUCCAGAUCUCGAUCACGAAACAGAAGAUCCACAUCAAGGUCAAGGAGAAGAUCUAGGCGCUCCAGAAGCAGAUCUAGGAGCAGAUCUCGGAAAUCGAGAAGUCGUUCUCGCCAUAAAAGGAGACAUCGUUCAAGGUCCAGAUCACACAGCAAAAGAAGUCAAAGCAAAGAAAGGAGGAAAAAUGGCUCACGGUCCUCAUCAGAGGAAAAGACAGUUCGCUCCUCUGCAGAGAAAUCGGAGUGAAUAGGUUGAAGUAGGCGUCAUCCCCUUAGCAGAUAACCAUAUCGGACAGAACUUUUUAUUGACAAAGUUUUAACUAAUUUUUGUAUAUCAUGGAUGAAUGAACCAAAUACUGAUGUUAUGUUUCAAUUUUCAAUUGAAAAAAUUAAAUAAAGCAUACUAUGAAAAAAUGAA
This is a messenger RNA of Magallana angulata, 2007 nucleotides long. RefSeq names its product putative RNA-binding protein Luc7-like 2. Gene Ontology annotation, molecular function: mRNA binding. Gene Ontology annotation, cellular component: U2-type prespliceosome; U1 snRNP. The transcript has 10 exons. The record is from RefSeq and is a predicted model, not a curated record. Gene Ontology annotation, biological process: mRNA splice site recognition. The coding region runs from base 826 to 1836 and encodes 336 amino acids. NCBI's taxonomy places the organism in Eukaryota, Metazoa, Mollusca, Bivalvia, Ostreida, Ostreidae.